Molecule: messenger RNA, 2736 nt
Organism: Recurvomyces mirabilis
Lineage: Eukaryota; Fungi; Ascomycota; Dothideomycetes; Mycosphaerellales; Teratosphaeriaceae
Exons: 2
Coding region: 1-2736 (911 amino acids)
Biological process (GO): DNA replication initiation
Cellular component (GO): DNA replication preinitiation complex
Source: RefSeq, a predicted model, not a curated record
AUGUCAUUGAUUCCAGGUGCAUUAAAUACAGCAAAGAAAGAAGUGGUGGAGGGCGGGCGACGCGAGACUGACACGAGGAAGCGGAAGAGGAAGAGGCACGAGACGAUAAAUGUGAAGGAGCUGGAUAGAUCGGCGUUCAGUAUACGGCCUGACACGACUGAUCCAUUUGGACUCCCACGGACUUUCACCCCCAUAUGCCUUCUCCCAAGAUCUCAACUGCCUUUAGCAUAUCUCGACACGCAAGCCGCAGGCAGUAAUCGGCUGUUUUCGGCCCGGAUAGGUGCUCUGGAAGCACUCGAGCUGAGUGACGAUGGGACGCCAUGUGUGCUCGUCGUGGAGGAUGAGAGGGAGGGGAGAUUGUAUGCCAUUGAGAACGCUGGAGGAAGAGCGUAUGCUCUGUGCCGGCUCGGUGCGUGGGUGGAGAAGGAGGCUUUGACAGGGAACGCUGCGGAAUCAACCACUGACGGUGUCGUGGUGAAGAGAAGGAGAGUUGUAGCAGGUCAAAUCGGAGCCAAGGAACCGUGGUGGCAGAAUGCUGCAGUCGUGAUGCCGAACGCUGGCAGCUCGGUGUCAGAGGCUCAGCAUCGUCUUUGCAUGACGCCGGGCGAGCCAGCGACUUUCGUGGGAAUCUCGACCUUACCUGAUCAGGCUCGGGCAAACCCGACAGCGAAGAUCGCGCAAGCUGCAGAAGGGGAGAUAUCUCUUGAAGCCACCACGACGCCUUUGUCGGCCGCAGACGUGCUUCAAGAGCUGGCAAAGCAAUAUCAGGAAGCGUUGUAUCUGUCACGGACUUCUCUUGCCUACUUUGCCAAAGGACCGCUCUCCAGAGCUCGAGCCGCGUUCGCCACCUCCGAUGCUGGGCUUGACGUUCUCGUGCUGACGACCUUUCUGCGAGAAGUGGUUUUGACUGCUUCCGUGCUGGACAAAAAGUAUCGAGAUGGCUUGUUAGGUAUGGUGAAGGAUCUUUCGCCCGCUGGACUGGAGACGCCGGACCAGGUCAUUAAAGCUAAGCGGAAACGGAAGUGGAAGGCGAAGCGUGACAAGUAUGGCUUCUUCACUGAUGAAAAGGCCUAUGUCGAGAAGUGGUGGCGCUUGCAGGACGAACAGCCGCAUCCGUCGGGAUCUGCAGAAACAUUUGACAUGGUCUUGAAGAGCAGGUUGCCUCCCUUGCGCAGUUGCGAGACUUAUCUACAGGUUAUGGUGGCGUUGGAAGUACUGGCUUUGGAAGCUACCCUCCUGAAGAAACCCGAGACUCAGCAAAGCAGUGCGCCGGUGGACACUGAGACGCAGCUUGACGAGACCUAUGCGGACGAAACGCAACAACCAGAGUCGCAGCUAGCAAAGGAAGUCAAGAAAUCGAUGACGAAGAAGCGUCAAGACUUGCCUUCACUACUAGAAGUCUUGCUUGAUCGCCUUUGCAUUUGGCAUUCGCUCGAGUCCCAUUCACCAGCCAAAGGGCUAACAAGCGAUGGCAGGGAUGGCGACAAUGACAAAUCCGACGAGUUGCGAAGCUUUUGCAUCGAGGUCAUCAUGCCAUUCUACAUGUCUCGCGUUCCCGAGCACGCCAAGUCUGUCAACAAGAAGCUUGGUGGACCAAGCGACCACACGCCAGCCAAGCAGAAGUCGACCUCGUUUCGCAAACCUGGAGAGCCGGCAGCGCGACCAGUGCCGGAACAGAAACCGAGGAAGCCACUAUCACGCGUCUCCUCUGCUGCCCUUCCGCAUCCCGCACGCCAUCUACCACCCACCCUGCACCGCUCCGCUACAGAUUCCCAGAUGCUACAACACCACCUCAAGCGAGAAACCAGCGAAGCACCGCUCCCAUUCGACAGCAUCCCACCUAUCAAUCAACCUCCCGUCCCACGCAAGCGUGCAAGCCUGAUGCACUCCAUCUCCUUUUCCAGACGAGAAGUGGAUCUGUCAGCUAUGUCGCAGGCUAACGAGAAGAAGAUGCGGAAGAAGGCCGAGGUGGAGGAGAAGUUGAAGGAAGCGAUCUCCACGCUUAAGAAGCCUAAUAGAAUUGCUGCUGUUAAGGAGGUCGCGGACGAGGCAGAGAGGAGGAGUGGGAAGGGUAUUUUGGGUAGUAGGAGGACUGGAGGUUGUGCGGGGAGGGUUGGUAGAAUGGAAGGACCGCCUGCGAGAGAUGCGGUGUUCGUGGCCACUACGCCGAAGCAUGUUCGGAUUGUCAAGGGUACGCCGUGGCGAGGUGACCAGUAUCAGGCGGACCGUGCGUCAGCUCGAAGCACGUUGAGUGGUCCAGUACCGCCGUCGUCCUCGAUCGUGCCUUCCACCUCAGCCAGGCUAUGGCCCGAUCGUGCUACGAACCUGGCAGCACGGGUUGACGUCCCACCGGACUCCCUCCCUUUCGCCAUCCCACAGACUGGUCAUCGGCCUCGCCAUCCUACCCACGAUCCAGAGACCAGACACGGUAUCAUGGAAACCCCCUCCCGGGGUUUCGCAAAAUUCAUGCCGGUUGGUCUUGGUCGGGAACCGGGGACUCUGGAAUCGCCCAUUUUGGCUCGAAGCGUCUUGCAGGAGACUCCGAUGAAGGCUAUGAGGCCUUUUGCGCUUGCGCCGUCUGCGGGGAUAGGUGCGAGUAUUAAUGCUGUGAGAGCUGGGUCGCUACCGAGGGUGGGUGCGGAGACGAAUGAGCUCGGUGGUACUGGGGCGGCGGAAGGGGGCGAUAUCUAUGCUAGUUUGGGGUGGGAUGAUGAGGAGUACGAAGCUUUGGCAUAA